Messenger RNA from Leptosia nina, 1296 nucleotides. Lineage: Eukaryota; Metazoa; Arthropoda; Insecta; Lepidoptera; Pieridae. The record is from the annotation of a GenBank genome assembly.
AUGUUUUUUAAAACCAAGUUUCGUCUCAUAAAACGCACCCUAGUUUUAAACGUCUUUAUUUUCGUGACAGUGACUUUUAUAUUAGCUACAUAUAUAAGUGGUUUUCAAGGUAUUAAAUCUGAUUUAAAGGCGAUUGAAUCCCAUGGGGAUAUAGUACAGAAAUAUUUAGACAAACGGAUGAAGUGGAGCACGUCUAAUUUAGGUUCUUUGUUAUUUAAAUUUAAUGUAACAGAUGACGUCAUAUUGAACAACAGAAGGCGAAACGAAGACAAAAGGUUUAUUGUUUUAAUAUGGAAACAUUGGGCCUGGUUGAAGAAUCGUCAUGUAUACAAUUUUAAUAAUAAACGGAAUAAGGAUCUACUUAGUGGCUGUAGUGUCAGCAACUGUCUCAUAACGGGAGACAACAAAUAUUUUGAUUCAGCCGAUGCCGUUGUCGUUCACAUACAAAAGGGCGUUUACCCUAAAACAACAAAAAGAAAUAGUAAACAAAGAUGGAUAUUUCUUAGCGACGAAUCUCCAUUUAAUACAUUUUCCAUGGCGUCCCCUCGACCCAAAUUAGCAGCACUGAAAAGUAUAUUCAAUUGGUCAAUGACAUAUAGGAGUGAUGCCGACAUACCAGUUCCGUACGGUCGAACUAUUCCCUUAUCAAUGCCAUUACUACAUGAUGUAUCGUAUAAGUUUGUGGCUAAAUUGGUCCCAAAUUGGAACAUAAAACGACGGGAUAAGUUGGCCGCAAUCCUUAUGUCCAAUUGCGCGGUGUCGAAGAGAAUGAAAUAUUUGAACGAAUUAGAAGAUUUCCUGCCUUUAGAUGUAUACGGAAAGUGUUCUAAGUAUCAUAAGAACAGUUGUCCUGGACAUUUCCGCUCCGAUUGCAACGUCACAGCGAGUUACUUAUUUUAUCUAGUGUUUGAAAAUUCCCAAUGUCGGGAGUACUUAACCGAGAAGGCGUUUAAUAAUGCUUAUGAGAAAGGUGCUAUCCCAAUUAUAAUGGGGCCGAAGGUAGACGAAUGUGUCGAUCUUUUACCCCCCAAUUCCUUUUUACAUAUAGAUCAAUUUAAUGGACCGAAACAUUUGGCCGAAUACAUGAUUUCGUUGAGUCGCGAUAACCAAGCAUUGCUUGAAUUUCACCGGUGGCGGAAUAACUUCAAAAUCGUCAAUGAACAUGGAUAUUUUGGUACGAAAUCAUUUCAUUAUUGCAGAGUAUGUGAAGCGUUAAAUUAUAAUGAUGGUAGAGGAAAAGUUUACGGCGAGGAUGAGUUGAGAUGGUUUUUAGAUCCUAAAAAGUUGUGUCAUUAA